This is a messenger RNA of Diachasma alloeum, 3547 nucleotides long. Its product is annotated as nucleolar protein 12. Gene Ontology annotation, molecular function: RNA binding. NCBI's taxonomy places the organism in Eukaryota, Metazoa, Arthropoda, Insecta, Hymenoptera, Braconidae. The coding region runs from base 144 to 1988 and encodes 614 amino acids. The transcript has 3 exons. The record is from RefSeq and is a predicted model, not a curated record.
UUUUUCUAAUUACAAAUGGCUGUUGUGCUUCUUCCGGCGUUCCGUGCGCAGUAUUUCCCCUAACCACGCCGGUCCAAGUUCUCUCUCACAUCAGCUCAAUUAAUUUGUUAACAACAGCUAAUUACACACUCAAGUCUUUCACCAUGGGUAAACCGAAGAAAGCCACCCAGCCUUCAAACCCCCUCAAGGACUCAGUAAAAUCCAUCAAAGAGGGUCAAGUGAAGAAGCACAAGGUCCAGAAAUUCAAGAAGACCCCCUCUGGCAAGGUGCCCCUCAUCAACAGCAAUGGAAAGGCCAAUGGCAACUCCAAACCCCAGAAGAACAACAAACCAAUUAUCAAGGAACAUCAAUCCCCAUCUCCCAAUAAGAACAAGAAUAAGAAGAAGUCCCCCAAGGGUGCUUCUCCCCAGGAGCAGCCCCAGAAGAAGAAAAAUGCAGAGUUGAAGAAAAAACAAGAGCCUGAAGACGAUUCUGACUCUGAUGAAGACAUCAACGAGGGAAUUUCCUUAGCAGAGGACGUGAGCAAUCUCGAGGAUGAUUCUGAUGACUCCUCUGAGGAGGAGGAGACGCCCAACAUCCUGGGGGAGAGCCUCGCUAAUUCUUCGGAUGAGGAUGAUGAGGACUUUGAGGGAAGUGAUGACGAUGAUGAUGAGGAGGAGGAGGAGGAGGUGAAGAAGGGAGUGAAGAAGUUCAAGGGAAGCAAACAGAUUUCUCCUAAAGAGUCUUCAGAAGAUGAUGAUGACGACGAUGAGGAUGAGGAUGAUGAUGAUGAUGAAGAGGAGGAAAACGCUGACAAAAGUGUCGUCUCAUCCCAGAAUUCCUCACUGAACUCUUCGGCAGCUACAGAUGAUAGUGAUGAAGACGAUGAUGAUGAUGAAGAGGACGAAGAGGAUGAUGAUGAUGAUGACGAUGAUGAUGGCCCAGGGCUGAAGGCCCUCCUGGGCGACUCUCUGGUCGACCAAGAAGACGAUGAGGAUUUCGAUGGCGAGGCUGAGGAGGACGAGGACGACGAGGAUGAGGACAUGAGUGAGGACGACGAGAACGAGGAGUCUCAGGACGAGAAGAAGGUGAGCAAUGACUCGUCGAGGUUCGUUCCGACAGAGGGAAAUCCACGUUUGAGCGACGCGGAGAAGGCUGAGCAGGACACGAGGACAAUCUUCGUUGGGAAUGUGCCUAAGGAUCUUGAAGAGAAGGCACUCAAGCAGACUUUCAAGAAGUUUGGGGAGAUUCAGAACUUUAGGAUCAGGGGGUGCAUACCUGAGGAUCCUAAGAUGAAGCUUAAGGUCGCCCAGAUAAAGAAGAAGUUCCACCCCCUCUCGAAGACCCUCUGCGUGUACGUCGUCUACAAAUCAAAGGAGUCUGUGGACAAAGCCCUGACCUUCAACGGUCAGAAACUGGGUGGUAACUACAUAAGAGUCGACAGGAUCGGUCAGGAGAGGCAGGCAGACCCCAAGAAAUCAGUGUUCCUUGGUAACGUACCCUGGGACAUUGAGGACAACGAGCUCUGGGACAUCUUCUCAAAAUGCGGAAAGAUUGACUACGUACGCACCAUCAGGGAUCGCAAUACUGGAUGCUGCAGGGGAAUUGCUUACAUAAACUUCGCUGAGGCUGAUGGAGCCACCCUGGCCCUCGAUCUGGACGGCACGAAGAUCAGGAAACGUGAUGUUCGAGUCAAUCGUUACGACCCGAACAGGCCGAAGAAAUCGAGUGAUAAAGCUGGGAAGAAGCGUAAAAACAGUGGAAAACUCCAGGAGACAUCCCCCAAGAAGCAGAAGACUGAGGUGGAGAGGGCAACUGAGAACAGUUUGAAUGCACAGAAGAGGAAGGCGAAGAAGCCCAAGGGUUCGCCCAAGGCAGGCGGGGGAUUCCAGGGACAGAAGGCUGAGGGGAAGAAGAAGGGAGCCAAGAAGGGGAACAAGUUCGAUAAGAAGAAGAAGAAUAUUGCUGCCAAGUUACUUGCCCCUAAGAAGUUCAAGGGGUCCCAGUAGGGGAUGCGGUUUUGCUCUGUAAUUAAUUAAUUCGAGAGGAGGGUUUCAAGGUUCUUAAUCGUGAGUGACUACAAGAGGAAAAUGUCAGGCAUUUUUUCAGGGAAUUUUAUUUCCUUGGAAAAUGGCUCUUAAUAUUUUUUCAUAGAUUUAUUCAUUCUAAGGAUAAUUUCAUAAUUCAUUAAAUCAAAAUAACUCAAACAAUUAGGUAGAAUCUAAAUCAUUUUCUUUCAAGUCAUUCAUUAAUAAGUUAAUUGGUCCUAAGAAGUUCGGGGGGAUGAGGUUUUGGUCUCUGAUUAAUUAAUUGAAGAGGGAUUUGUCAGGGUUUUUAACCGUGAGUGACUGCAAAAGAAAAAUGUCAGACUUUUUUUCAGAGAAUUUAAUUUCUUGGAGAAAUGGCUCUUAAUGUUAUCCUAGAGUCUAUUCUUCUUUAUUCUAUUCUUCUUUAUAAUUACCAAAAAUAUCUCAAUAAUUAAUGAUUUUAGAACAAAAAAUGAACAGUUUUUUAAAUUAAAUUCUCCACAAAAAUAUCUGACUUUUCCAAAAACCACUAAAAACCAAAAUAACUUUGAUAAUUGAUUUUUGCAUUAUCAAAAUAGAAUUUUUCGUAAUGAAUGUAUUUGAAAUUUUCUCCUGGAACGAACCACUCUUUCCUAAACUAAUUUUAUAAUUAACAAAGACAUCUGGGAUUAUCUCAAUAAUGAAUGAUUAUAGAACAAAAACUCUACAUUUUUUCUAAUAUUAAAUUCUCCACAAAAAUAUCUGACGUUUUUCCAAAACCACUAAAAAAUAAAAUUCAACUGAAUAUAAUUUCACAAAAAAUCUCUUUCCUCGAUUAAUUACAGAAAAUUAAAUAAUUCCCUUAAUUAAGUACAGCCCCACGGCCACGAGUUCAAUUAUUGUAGCACUUGUUGACGCAAAAUGUAAAUAAUUUUGUUUAGAUAAAUGAACUUCAGUAAUCCCACGUUCUGAAAAAGUCAUGAGUCCAAAAAUCACCGUAAAUAUCCGUACACUGAAAGCAAAGUUCUUUAAACCGAUGUGGACAUCGUUAAUUAUCGCUUUUAUUAAGACUCUUAAUUUUACUCCGUAACUGUAUCGGUAAGUUGACAUUAUUGCUGGCGCAUUCCUUGCAAAAUCGUUUGGUGUAGAAAAUACUGCAGCCCAGGCAGACAGUUCUCCCACAGAGUGAGCAGUCACCCCCCAGAACGAGAACUUCUCCCCUAUUUGGGGGACUGAAGGGGUCUUUCAUGACGUAGCACUCCUCGAGGUACAGGAAAUCACGUGAGAAUGGAGGCUUGGUCCCCCUGUAGUCGAAAUGCUCCUCCAGAGGACAGAGGGAACACUUGAAGAUCCCUCCUGGCUCUUUAUCACCUCCCUCAGCCUUUUUCUCCGCGAUUUUAUCGUCGAUCGAGGCCCUGAAAGGAGAAAGAGGGAAAAUACACGAGUGCAGGGGAUUGAAUGAAACUCCAAAUAGUUUUAUUAUACAAUUUCAUUAUUGGUAUUUGCUAUGUUCAUUGUUUUGUUUCUUAUCCAUUAAUUAAAUACAAUUUUCUACGUAUGAA